UCUGAUACAAAUGUCAAUGUGACAAUUGUCCCCGGGCAAAAUCACCGUGCCGCGACCAGCGUGAAUGAUAAAUAAUAAAUUAUCAAGUACAACACUAACUGUCGAGACAUUCGUUGACACUUCCGUAAAGUGAGGCGAAAAUGGGAAACGCUAACUCCGCGCAACCUCCCAAGAUUCAUAAAGACCGGAAAGAGGGCAACGCAGAUACCGGAAAAGGUAGACAACCCGCGAACAGAAGCGGUAAAGCCGUCAGUCAAAGUUCACAGAGCCAAAAGGACGGGCACAACGUCCGUCCUCGAGCGACGAAUCCUUUCAUCAUUUUCUUUCUGCGACUUCGUAGCAAAAAACCGAAUGAGCAUGUCACUGUGAUUGCGCGAGCUGCGGGCAAAUUGUGGUCCCGGAUGACUCCCGAACAGAGAAAGAAAUAUGUGGAUCUUGCCAACGAGGAGAAGAAACGACGUCAGGAGAGGAAACGGAAGAGAAAACGAUCGUCCACACAUUCGAGGAUGAAGUAACAAAGCUUGUAAAGGAUCUAUCUUGCGCAAGGAAGUGAUCUUACACGCAAUAUGUCGUCGUACGUGGCACC
Cyphomyrmex costatus is the source of this 586-nucleotide messenger RNA. Its product is annotated as high mobility group protein homolog TDP-1. The transcript has 3 exons. The coding region runs from base 141 to 515 and encodes 124 amino acids. Lineage: Eukaryota; Metazoa; Arthropoda; Insecta; Hymenoptera; Formicidae. The record is from RefSeq and is a predicted model, not a curated record.